Messenger RNA from Manihot esculenta (cassava), 1141 nucleotides. Its product is annotated as ras-related protein Rab7. Lineage: Eukaryota; Viridiplantae; Streptophyta; Magnoliopsida; Malpighiales; Euphorbiaceae. The transcript has 7 exons. Bases 238 to 858 code for a protein of 206 amino acids. Gene Ontology annotation, molecular function: GTPase activity; GTP binding. The record is from RefSeq and is a predicted model, not a curated record. Gene Ontology annotation, cellular component: vacuolar membrane.
UUACAGGUCAGUCCCACCCAGCUCUCCAUGGACCGUGACCAGAAACUAGAAAGCUCGGACUUCUCCUUCUGAUAUAAGUUGAAAUUUCCUUCCAAGGAAUUAAACCGGUAGCAGUAUAAUCCACGUACUUCUCUAUAAGGCGAAAAGUUCACUUUCCUCUUCCCUCUCCGAAGCAGGGACCGAACAAAAAAAACCCUAGCAGAUCGAUCAAGUCUUCAUCCGUUGCUUCAACUAGUCAUGCCUUCCCGUCGGAGAACCCUCUUGAAGGUCAUCAUCCUCGGCGACAGCGGGGUGGGAAAGACCUCUUUGAUGAAUCAAUAUGUAAAUAAGAAGUUUAGCAAUCAAUACAAGGCAACUAUUGGAGCUGAUUUCUUGACUAAGGAAGUGCAAUUUGAAGAUAGGCUCUUCACUUUGCAGAUCUGGGAUACCGCUGGCCAGGAGAGAUUCCAAAGCCUAGGUGUUGCAUUUUAUCGUGGUGCUGAUUGCUGUGUUCUUGUAUAUGAUGUUAAUUCAAUGAAAUCUUUCGACAACCUUAAUAACUGGAGAGAGGAAUUCCUUAUUCAGGCAAGUCCUUCAGAUCCAGAGAAUUUCCCGUUUGUUGUUCUUGGAAACAAGAUUGAUGUGGAUGGUGGAAAUAGUAGAGUGGUUUCAGAAAAAAAGGCACGAGCUUGGUGUGCUUCGAAAGGGAAUAUCCCAUACUUUGAGACCUCUGCCAAAGAAGGCAUUAAUGUGGAAGAAGCUUUCCAAUGCAUAGCAAAGAAUGCCCUGAAGAGUGGAGAAGAGGAGGAGAUUUACUUGCCUGACACCAUUGAUGUUGGAACAAGCAGUCAGCCUAGGUCAACUGGAUGUGAGUGCUAAAUUAUGGCUUGAUUCUUCAGCAUCAACCAUCUUUGCUAGUCUUACAAAUGAUUUGGUCUCUUUUAGCCAUUUUUACUGAUAUGUACGUGAUUAUAGUGUACAUUAGCGUUUGUGGCAAACAAAUUGGUCCCAUUGUUGCUGGUUCUGGUGUCUUUCUUUGUAACUUCUUUAUGUGUUCAGUUGGUGUUUGAUUUCUUUCUUUCUUUCUUUCUAGGAACUAUUCUGUUGUCUUUCGCUAGUCUUAUUCCUAUUAUAAUGUCUAUUUGUUCUUUCAAUUGUCAAA